Leptopilina boulardi is the source of this 4256-nucleotide messenger RNA. Its product is annotated as protein no-on-transient A-like. The transcript has 4 exons. Lineage: Eukaryota; Metazoa; Arthropoda; Insecta; Hymenoptera; Figitidae. The record is from RefSeq and is a predicted model, not a curated record. Bases 1724 to 3238 code for a protein of 504 amino acids.
GCUGCCUGCGCAGGCAGCAGCGAGCUGUGCAAGUACCUUAAUAUAGAGAGUAGAAGGUUAUUGUAUUUUCCUAUUUUUUAGAAAUAAUUAAAAUCCAUUGGUUUUCGACAAGCAGUAAAAUUUUGGACAACCAAUCAUAAUUGUGAAUUUCGGAAAGAAAUUCUAGUUACAUUUUAGGGACAUUAAAGUUUCAAGGUUUAAGUAAAUAGGUUAGUAAAUAACGAACGUGAAAUAAAAAUGCGUAUCAAAACAAACAAGGAUCAAGAAGCCUCGUGUGGUCGUGUAAUUAUCAAUCAUCAGUUAAUGAUAUUUUACACAGGAUUUUAUUUUUUCCGCUUAAAAAGUGUAAUAUAUUUGUGUUGAUUUAUUUCGUUACUGUUGAAAAAAUGUCGAGGAAAUAAUUAUGAUUCCCAAACACAAAAAAUUGAAUGAUUCUGGUGUAAUCAAAGUUGACUCACAGAUAAAAACUGUUAAUUCAUCAUACACGAAAAUGUCCGAAAGGAAAAUCGUGAUAAAAAAAUCAUUUAGUCUCAGUGCUACCAUGUAAGAAAGAUUACACCGUCCUUGGUAGGAAAAUAUCUACAUUCGUAUAAAUAUAUAUUUUUAUCAUCGGAAUGGCAAUAUGAAAACAUAAUUCCAUUGGUGGACAUAUGAAAACAAAAAAAAUGACCUUUUCCAAAAUUUAUGCUAAAACUUAUCACAAUUCAUAAAUAUUGAAUUUUUGCAAAUGUAAACAACUAAAAGUCUCAUAAUGAGUUCCAUUACUGUAAACGAAAAUGAAGAAAUGUCUUCCAUUUCUGCUUCAUCUUCAACGACUUCUUUGUCGAAUAAUGAAGUUGAAACAACUUCUGAACAAGAGAAUGAUACCUCCUCACCUAGACUAGACUAUGACCAAGUUGACGAAAUUGGAGUUGAUUCUGAUGAUUCGGUUGAUGAUAUACCAGAUUCCUCUUCUACAUCUUCUGAAUCGCUUUCGUUAGCAGCGUCCUCUACAAUAACCUUAAAUGAUAGUGAUGACAAUGAAAAUAAUGUUAAUGAUACAGCUUGACUAGAUCUACCAAUUUAUGCACAAGCCACUGUUAGUGGUGGCCAUGCGUUGUGCCAUAUAUUACGUGUAUAUGUCGAAAAUCGAUUGACUAAAAAAGCGUUAGGAGAUUUAUUGAGUACAUUAAAUUUGCUUUUACCUGAAGAUCAUAUUAUUCCGAAAACGAAACAUCAAUUAUUAUCAUUAAUCGAACAGAUCUUACCGCAUUCGCAAUCAAAUUUUUUUGUAAAACACAAAAUUUGUUCAAAUUGUCAUAACUAUUUGGGAAAAUGGGAUGAAAUUCAAUUGGAACAUUGCCCUUCUUGUAAUAGUAAUAAAAUUAACAGUUUCUUUUUACAAUUCGACCUCGAAGCGGAAUUGCGAAGUGCUUUUGAAAUUAGGGAUCUUAGUACAUUAAUAAACACCUUCGAAAGUGAGUGCGCAAACAAAGACCCCGGAAAAAUAUACGAUUUAACGUCUGCGUCAGAAUUUCGACGUUUAAAACCCAUUGCCAUACCUGGCCAAUAUGAUAUAUUCUUAAUUUGGUAUACAGAUGGAGCGCAAGUCUCCAAAAGCGGAAAAAGUCAAAUUUGGCCAGUUUAUGCACAAGUUGCAAAUAUACAUCCAAAAUUUAGAAGAAAUUUUCAAUUUGUUUGUGGGCUUUUUUAUUCCAGCAGGAGUGUUAAAAAAAAACCAGAAAUGAACUCCUUUCUUCAACCUUUUGCAACGGUUUUAAAAAGUCUACACACAAAUGGAUUUCAAUGGUUUAAUCAGACGUUAAAUCAAACAAUCCGUAGUCGAGUAAUUGCUCCGAUAGCAUGUUUAGAUGCUCCGGCAAAAGCUUCGGUACAAAUCGUUAUGCAAUACAAUGGCGAGAAUAGUUGUGGAAGCUGUGAAGCUAAAGGUGAAAGCUCAGAAGUGGGUGGGGGUACAAAUUGGGUUUUUCCAGUUGAUGUGGACAAUUCCGUUUUAAGAUCUGCUGAACGCAUGCAAAAACAAACUGAAAUCGUCGAAAGAUACGAAAAUUUAAAGCAUUUCAAAGGCGUAAAAGGUAAAUCUAUUGUUACAAAUAUACCAUUCUUUGAUAGAUCCAUAGAUUUUCCACCUGACUAUAUGCACUCCGUUCUGCUUGGUGUAAUGCUAAUGUUUUUAACUUUGUGGUGUAAUUCGAGUAGCCAUAAUGAAGAUUAUUAUUUGCGGAAAGAGCAGCGAGAUGGAAUUGAUGCUAUUUUAGAGUCAAUUGCACCACCAGAAGACAUUACGCGAACACCAAGAAAGUUAAAUCAACUUUGUGACUGGAAGGCUUCUGAACUCAGAGCAUUUAUUCUUUAUUAUGGACCGAUUGUUUUGAAAAAUCGUCUAAAUGAUGCACAUUAUCAACAUUUUUUAUUGCUCUCUCGGGGAAUUCAAAUAUUGUGUUCAGAAGAAAUUGAUUCAACGGAAUUAGAUUUCGCUGAUACGCUCUUGAAUAUUUUUGUAAUAGAUGUUGAACGAUUGUAUGAAGUCAAUAAGUGUUCCUAUAAUGUACAUCAACUGAAACAUCUCGCACUGUUUGUUAAACUGUGGGGUCCACUCUGGGUUUGGUCGGCCUUUUCGUCUGAGGAUCAGAACGGCGAGCUUAUAAAAAUGAUUCAUGGAUCUAACAAAAUAGACGUAGAAUUGUCCAAUACUAUAAAAAUUUUUCAAGCUUAUCGCAGCAUUAAAUAUUUAAUCAAUCCAGCAAGGCAUUUAAAGGACACUCAAUGUCGCGCACACGGUGCGCCCACCUAUCAUACUGUUCCAGAUAGCGACCUUAGAGUAAUAUGUACUGCAUUACAUUUUACAAUCGAUGAAUUCCAAGAAUCAGGUUUUCUGAUUUUUAAGCGAUGCAAAAUAAGAGAAGAUAUUUUCACUUCUGAAUUGUAUACUCGCCAAGUAAAGCGCACAAAUUUCCAUGUUCAGUGGAAGGCAAAUCAAAAAGAAUAUUUUGGUAUUAUUAAGUACUUUUUAAAAUUGCAAGGAAAUUUGUACGCUGUAUUACGUGAACUUAUAAUUUCUCAGGAUAGUAAUCAAGAAAUUAAAAAUAAAGAACUGAACUUUAACUUCAACCACCAUAUAAAACACGUUCGUGAUUCUUACUGUGUUCAUGUCGUUCCAAUCAACGGCAUAAUAUCCAAAGUACUGCGAGUAGAAAAUUAUAUCUGUACAUUUAUAAACAACGUAGAAAAAAAAUAAGAUCAUUUAUAUUGUUAAUGCGUAAAAUUAACUUUCACUUUGUAAAUAAGUAAAUGAUUAGAUUAUCGAAUUAAGUAACUAGGAUGCAUACUUUGGAACAACCUCGUCACAAAAUAUCUAUUUACAAUUUUCUAUGAGUUACAAUAUAACCAAUAUUUUUGUGAAUAUUCUGAAUAUUUUUGUAAAUAAUUAAAUGAUUCAUUUAAAAUCGAGAUUGAUAGUCCCAAGAUUAAACUAAUUUACAUAUGGACAUAAUUUUUACAUGUCACAAGAUAUGUCUUUCUUUAGGGUAGACCGGGGCUAACAGGUCCACGGGUAAAAAGGUCCACUACGAGUUUUCUUAAUCCCCUUAAAACUAAAUUUUACUGUUUACAUAAAUGUUUCUCUCCUUAUCAACGGAUACAACUGUUACAACAGCGAGAAAAAAAUAAGUAAUCGAUUAUCAACAAUUAUCAGCAAAAAUUUACAAAAGUCGAAAAUCGUAUAAAUUAAAAAAAAAUGAUGUCAAUUGUCAAGGGUCUCUAUAUAGCAACAAUUUUUGGGCGUUUUUAAUUUUAAUAACUCUAAUAAAAAAGAUUAUUAGAUCCUGACCCUGGGGCUAGAAGUUCCAGAUAGCACAUUCGUAAAAUGUCGCUUAUCAUUCUUAAAUUAUGUAAUAUUGUUGCAUCAAAUGUUAUUAUUUACAAUAGUCAAGAACAAUACUUUUAAUAAGAUAUAUUCUUUCUUUUUACACUUUUUGUUGUUAAAAAUAUAACAAUUAAUGUUACCAAGUGGACCUUUUAGCCCCGGUCUCUCCUAUAUUGUUCUCAAAAAAUAAUGUUACUUCGACAUUAGGAAACUACGUAUUAGCACAAUUGUAUUCCAUUUUAAAAGAAAAAAAUUUCUUAUUUACUGUUCAUGCGUUAAAUUAAAUUGCACUUUGUAUAAGUAAAUCCUUACUGAAUUUUUAAAAAUGAAAUCUAAUAUUUGUCGAUGUGGUAUUAAAAAGUUAAAAUCUUUUAAUAAAUCAAAUUAACGA